AUGGUUUUUGAGAGAUCAGUUCUUCUUUCCUUUGACUGGGCGAUAGACAGCAACCACGACAGCGUGGUCUCUCUCGUAUGGUUCCAGUGUGACCUGCUCGAGUGGCUUGAACUUCUCCUCCUUCAACUUGUUGACUUCUCCGGCGAAGACGGCCUCUGGCUCGGCUGUGCUGUCAAUGCAGUUAGCUUUGAUGGAGAUGACGGCAUGUCCACCGUUUUUAAGGAAGUUUUGUGCGUUGAGGGCAACAAUACGAGCUUGAUCUGGUUGAGCGACAUCAGAGAAGAUGACAUCGACCAUUCCUGA
Caenorhabditis remanei is the source of this 303-nucleotide messenger RNA. RefSeq lists its product as uncharacterized. NCBI's taxonomy places the organism in Eukaryota, Metazoa, Nematoda, Chromadorea, Rhabditida, Rhabditidae. The record is from RefSeq and is a predicted model, not a curated record. Bases 1 to 303 code for a protein of 100 amino acids. The transcript has a single exon.